This is a messenger RNA of Candidula unifasciata, 1931 nucleotides long. Lineage: Eukaryota; Metazoa; Mollusca; Gastropoda; Stylommatophora; Geomitridae. The record is from the annotation of a GenBank genome assembly.
ACACAUGUACAGCCCCAGAGUCAAGAAAUCUCUGCACAGAAUAUGCAGUGAAAUGGAGAUUCGAUAGCAAAAAGCAAGAGUGUGUUCGCCACUGGUGGGGUGGAUGUGAAGAUAAUGGGAAUGUCUUUGAGUCACAGGCUGAUUGUGAAGCUGUCUGCAUGAAUACUCUGGUCAUCAUAAACCCUGACACAGUAGACCCAGAUUUUGUCAACAUUUGUGACAUGGAAAAAGAUGCUGGCUCCUGUUCAGAAAAUAUCCAUAGAUAUUACUAUGACCCAAGGGACAGAAGAUGUAAAAUAUUUUACUAUGGAGGAUGCCAAGGAAAUGAGAAUAACUUUGCUGGGAUUGAAGACUGUCAAAGACAAUGCAUGGGAGGAGUUAUUGCCCAUACCACAACGACAACUGCUAAACCAGAAACUUCAGCUUUUGUGACAGCUGUUUGUUUGAUGAAGGCUGAAACAGGACCUUGCCGGGCCAACAUACAACGAUGGCAUUAUGAUCAUUUGUCAGGAGCAUGCUUGCAGUUUGUGUAUGGUGGCUGCAGAGGAAAUAAUAACAAUUUUGAAACUAUAGAAGAAUGUAAUAGUUUCUGUAAUGAUAAAGAAGUAUGUCACCAACCACAGGAAGUUGGUCCAUGCCGGGCAGCCAUUCCUAGAUUUUAUUUUAACUCUCAAACAAAAUCUUGCCAAAACUUUAUAUAUGGUGGAUGUGAUGGUAAUUUAAACAACUUUGACACAAGAGAAGCUUGUGAUAGGAAGUGUGAUCGUUACAAGGACUUUGGCAGCCAUGUUGAUGGGAACUGCAGAGGAUAUAACAUCAAGUGGUACUAUAGUGCUGACAGAAAGCAGUGUGCACGUUUUGUAUAUACAGGCUGUGGUGGGAAUGGCAACCAAUUUGACAGUGAGCAAGAGUGCACUGAUACAUGUCUGAAAGUGGGCAGACCCGAUGACAGAGACACAUUAGAAAAAACAACAAGAUCCAAUUCAACAAGUAGGCCAGGAGGAGCAAGGGAAGAUCAUAAACUGGUGCUUGUAAAGCAUGGAGCUACUGCUGUUCUGACUUGUACACUGAGAAGUCAUGGUGUACUUUGGUAUCAUGAUGGCUUCUUGCUGACAUCAAGUCCUGUGCACCAAGUAUAUAACAAUGGAACUCUGAUUCUUUGGCGUGUUACUGAAGACAUGACAGGAAUCUACACAUGCAGAAUAUCCACUGGAUACAAUGUACAUCAUGUGGAGAAGUUCAAGGUUGAAGUUUAUGUUCCACCUAGACUUCUCCCAGGACCAGCCCUGAUCAGUGCCAAGCCAGGAAACACUGCAGUUGUUCAUUGCCAGGCGGUGGGCAGCCCUGAGCCAGUAGUAUCUUGGAGCAGAGGUGGGCGUUUGCUGCAAACCAGUAACCACUAUACUGUCUUCAGAAAUGGAACACUGAUUAUACAUAAUGCGCUAAUAGAAGAUGCUGGUGAAUAUGAGUGCUCAGCACAAAAUAGCAUUGCUGCAACAAGGAAAACCAUAACCCUGAGCAUUAAAGAAACUAUUGAUGCUGACAUUCAGCGUCAUCAAGGUAUUUUCACAGAAGGUGAAACAAUAAAACUGCAGUGCAAAGGUAGAGGGUACCCGACACCAAAGUUACAAUGGGUGAAAGAGGGUCAUGUGUUGACAUCUGGUGGGAAAAUUUCAGUCCACAAUGGUGAUCUUACAGUAAGUGCAGCAACCAUUGAGGAUGCAGGGAUGUACAAAUGCAUUGCAUCCAAUGACAGAGACAGGGCGGAAGAUGUUACAGCAGUGCAGAUCAAAUUUCACAGUCCAAUAACAAAAUGUGAGGAUACUAUGGGACGAACAAAGUGUCACCUGAUUGUUGCAGGCAGACUUUGUGGCUUUAAGGUGUACACGAGUCAGUGCUGUCAUUCUUGCAGGAGGGCUGGUUUUCUAUAG